UCAUAAUACUCUUCUGACAUAUCCUACUCAUCAUAGAUCGACAGAUAUAUACAAAAAAAAAAAAGAAAAAAAAAAGGAAGUAGUCCUCUUUUAUUUUUUUAUUUUUUAUUUUAUCUGUUGAUUAGGGCUGGAGGAAAGUGUUGUUGGGUUGGUUACCUACCUACGUUUUCCCUCCCACCCACCCCUUGGAUGCAUCCCGGUUCGGUACAGUGCCACGUCAGCAGCACCACGUCACAGUGCCAGAUCAGCAGUGCCACGUCACAGUGCCAGGUCACAGUGCCACGUCAGCAGUGCCACGUCACAGUGCCAGAUCAGCAGUGCCACGUCAGCAGUGCCAGGUCACAGUGCCACAUCAAACACAGUGCCACGUCAGCAGUGCCACAGCAGCAGUGCCACGUCAGCAACAUGAUGGGCCUGCCAGGGCAACUGCCCAACGAGUCCCUUGCCGCCUACAAGCAGCGGUUCCACGCUCAGAUUGAGGCUGAGGAACAACGCCAGCUGGCAGCCGAGGCUGCCCGCGUACAGGCUGAAGAGGCAGCAGCAGCAGAGCAGCUGCGGCUACAGGCCGACGCAGACACAGAUGCCCACGCUCGCCGCAAGGAAGCCCAAGAUCUGCUGCAGCGGCAUGAAGCCAACAGCAUCGACAGACUCAAGUUCUGGCACUUUGAACCGAACAGCGACGAGGCAACACCGGAAGAGAAGCACAAGGAGUUCCUCUCCAAACUCGUGACAAGGUUGUUGUACGCUUGCAACUACCAACGGUCAGAGUUGGAGAGACAGUACCAGGACCUGACGCAACAGCAUCAGGAGUUGGCAAAGCUCCGCUGCAUAGUGCAGAGCCACGAGGAUGCAACUCGGGCACUCAAUGCCCGAUUGCUGGACCUGGAACAGGCGGUACCAGGACCAGCUGUUGGGGCUUCCAGCAAUGCACCCUCUAGCCGCCAACUGGAGGACCGCGUUGACCACAUAGUGGCAAUGCUCGGCGACAUCAGCACUUUCGCUGCACCGACCACCACCAUCAGCUGUCAGCUGCAUACAUUGAAGACCGAGGUCCAGCAGCUGCAGUCGACGAACGCGGACGACAAUCCGAAGAUGUACAAGAUGCCAACUUUCAACCUGGAGAGGUUCGACGACUACAUGCAGCAGGAUCCGGUCCUCUGGUGGGAAGCAUUCACAACGCAACUCAGGAUUCUGCCCGUAGCCAAGCAUGCGUACAUCGGCGCCCUAUUCCUGAACUCAAAGGGCGAAUGCCAGACCUGGUUGAGCCACCUGGCAACCUCCCACGACGUCGACGUACCAGACUUGAAGGACAAAAUCACAUGGGAGGAACUGACACGGCUGUGGAAGAAGCGGUUCAUCGUCGACGACGCGCCGACACUCGCCAUCAACCGUUUGUUCACCAUGACACAGGGCAACACUGCAACACGGGAUUGGCUCACAGAGUGGCAGAAGAUUGCGGUAGUGCCCAACCUGGAUCUGACUUUCACUCAUCUCAGACGUGAGUUCUACAACAGGUCCUGUGCUGCAUUGAGCCAGGCCCUUGGUGAUCGCGAGCAGUACUCCACUUUCGCCGAGAUUAUCGACAAGGCGAGAGAGAUCAUCAAGACCAACAGGUCAGCUGCACACGAGAAAUCAACAUGGCAGCCGACCUAUGUGGAGAAGGUACGAACURGUCYGCGACAGCAGCACUUCGCUGCAGUCCAGCAGSACAGUGGARAUAACCCAGCAGCCACUCCAGCAUCAGGUGACGGAGAUCAGGUGGCUGCUGUCCAGCCGCGAAGCAACAACAAGUCCCGCAACAAUGGGAAGGCGAAACCAGCAUCGCARGCCGGAAAUGGACAGCUUCCAUGGGUCAAGUUCGGCUUGACCGAGGCGGAGUACAAGGUCCGCGGCCGCUACGGCAACUGCUAUUGGUGCAACAACACCAAGCACAAGACCUCCCUGUGCCAGGAUCAGGGCAAGGAGGAUGUGCGGCCCCGCCUCAACUCGGGAAACUGAGCUCCACGGAAAGUGAGGCGACUCCACCUUCUACUCUGCCAGAUUUGGCCGCCUUGCUAGCGGCCUCCUGCACAUCU
Messenger RNA from Chara braunii, 2075 nucleotides. Lineage: Eukaryota; Viridiplantae; Streptophyta; Charophyceae; Charales; Characeae. The record is from the annotation of a GenBank genome assembly.